Messenger RNA from Prinia subflava (tawny-flanked prinia), 1808 nucleotides. RefSeq names its product D-2-hydroxyglutarate dehydrogenase (gene D2HGDH). Bases 139 to 1689 code for a protein of 516 amino acids. Gene Ontology annotation, cellular component: mitochondrion. The transcript has 9 exons. The record is from RefSeq and is a predicted model, not a curated record. Gene Ontology annotation, molecular function: catalytic activity; FAD binding. Lineage: Eukaryota; Metazoa; Chordata; Aves; Passeriformes; Cisticolidae.
GAGUGAGGCGCGCUGCGCGUCCCCGCCUCUUCCAGGCCCCGCGUACCGGGAUAAUCCCGAAUUCCUCCGCUGGAAUCCACACUAAACAGCGGAAGAGACGCGCUGAAGCGCUGCGCCUUCCCGUGGUUUUUUUUUUGCAUGGCGUCCAGGGUGCUGUGGCGCCGCGGGGCCGCGUGGCUGAGGGGCGGCGCGGAGCCCCCCGGCGCGGCCCGGGGCAGGGGCAGCGCCGGCUGCCGGGCUGUGGUGCCGACGUGCGAGCGCUACGCGGUGAAGCGGCUGCCCUUCGCCCGGCUGGAGGACGGCGAUGUGGCCUUCUUCGAGCGCCUCAUGCCCGGCAGGGUCGUCAGCGGCGAGGAGGAGGUGAAGCCAUUUAAUGUGGACUGGCUGAAGUCGGUGCGAGGCUGCAGCCAGCUGGUGUUGAAGCCACAGAGCACGGCAGAGGUGUCUCAGAUUCUCAGGUACUGCCAUGAGAGGAACCUGGCAGUGAACCCUCAGGGAGGGAACACAGGCCUUGUUGGGGGCAGCGUUCCUGUCUUUGACGAGAUCAUUCUCUCCACUGCUCUCAUGAACCAGGUCAUCAGCUUUGACAAGGUGUCUGGAAUCCUUGUGUGCCAGGCAGGCUGUGUGUUGGAGAGGCUCAACGAGUACGUGGAGGAGCAGGGGUUCAUCAUGCCACUCGACCUGGGAGCCAAAGGCAGCUGUCACAUCGGGGGGAACGUGGCCACCAACGCCGGGGGCCUGCGGCUCCUGAGAUACGGCUCUCUGCGAGGGACAGUGCUGGGCCUGGAAGUGGUGCUGGCUGAUGGCUCAGCCCUGGAUUGCCUGGCCUCUCUGCGCAAGGAUAACACGGGCUACGACCUGAAGCAGCUCUUCAUUGGCUCCGAGGGGACCUUGGGAGUGAUCACUGCUGUCUCCAUACUCUGUCCUCAGAAGCCUAAGGCUGUCAAUGUGGCAUUCCUAGGGUGUCAGAGUUUUGCCAAGGUUCUGGAGACAUUCACAACCUGCAGAGCCAUGCUGGGUGAGAUCCUGUCUGCCUACGAGUUCAUGGAUGAGAAGUGCAUGGAACUGGUUGAGAAACAUCUCAAGCUGUCCAGCCCAGUGGCAGACAGCCCUUUUUAUGUUUUAAUUGAAACUUCGGGCUCCAACUCAACUCAUGAUGAAGAAAAAUUGAACAACUUCCUGGAGCAGGCCAUGGCUUCUGGUAUGGUCACUGAUGGAACUGUGGCAACGGACGAUAAGAAAAUAAAGGUGCUGUGGAGCCUGCGGGAGAGGAUCACCGAGGCCCUCACUCACGAGGGUUAUGUGUACAAGUACGACGUCUCUCUGCCCGUGGGAAAGCUCUAUGACCUCGUCACUGAUAUGAGGGCUCGGCUGGGCCAAAGUGCCAAGAGUGUGGUGGGCUACGGCCACCUGGGAGAUGGGAACCUGCACUUAAACAUCACGGCGGAGUCGUACAGCCAUUCCCUGCUGGACGUCAUCGAGCCCUUUGUGUACGAGUGGACGGCGAGGUGCAGCGGGAGCAUCAGUGCAGAGCACGGGCUGGGCUUCAAGAAGAAGCAGUUCAUUCACUACAGCAAACCAGCCGAGGCAGUGGUGCUCAUGCAGCAGUUCAAAGCCAUGCUGGACCCCAAAGGGAUCCUCAACCCCUACAAGACGCUGCCCUCAGCUCCCGGGAGGGGCGCGUGCUGAGGAGCCAGCAGAGCAGGGCAGCUCCAGCUCUGUACCUGCACUCGAGUCAUAAACACACUGGAUCAGCAGCACGUGGAGUGCUCUGUGUUUGAUUCUUUUAGUGGGGUGGAACAAGUAAA